This is a messenger RNA of Dicrocoelium dendriticum, 1011 nucleotides long. NCBI's taxonomy places the organism in Eukaryota, Metazoa, Platyhelminthes, Trematoda, Plagiorchiida, Dicrocoeliidae. The record is from the annotation of a GenBank genome assembly.
AUGGAGACUUCCACGAAUCAACUGAUCGACAUAGAACCAAAAAAAGCGUUAUACUUUGAAGGUCCAUUCACUGACAUUGUGACUUCUCACAUAUCACUCACUAAUCCACACGAAAGCACAGUAUGUUUCAAGGUAAAGACAACUGUACCUAAACGGUACUGCGUCCGGCCCAGCAGUGGAAUUCUGAAACCCAAGGAAAGUCUCAAUGUCGCUGUUAUGCUGCAACCGUUCAACUAUGAUCAACAGGAAAAGAGCAAACACAAAUUCAUGAUCCAAAGCAUGGUUUUAAAAGACGAGGAUCAGACCAAUUUAGAUCUAGUGUGGAAGGAAGCUGAUCCGGCUAAAAUUAUGGACUCGAAGCUGAUAUGUGUCCUUCGGAUGCCUGGCGAACUCGUCGUGGAGCCUAGUCAUGAACUGAUCUUUGAAGGCCCUUUCAAUAAAUCCGUGACAUCUACUGUUCAUCUUGCUAAUCCAUCUAGAGACCGAAUUUACUUCCAAGUCCAGGCAUCUUCUCACAAACUUUCAGCUGUUCCGACCUCCGGCGUUAUCGAUCCAAACCAGACACUGGAUGUACUGGUCAGUUGCAAACCACUUGAUUUUAGUGGUGCGGAUAAACCCCGCGAGCGCAUUAUGAUCAAAUCUGUGGUGCUUAAGGACUCCGAAUCCAGAUCACCAGAGGAGUUGCUAACUGGCAACCAGGCGUCGGAUACGUUGCUCAAAUGCAUAUUCAAUACACCUGGGCCAUUGUCAGCGGAUGAGCGGAUCAAGCCCACCCGACAGGCAUACUCAAUGGCCUCUGCUCCUGAUUCUGGUCCCAAUGCUAAAAUCCCCUCUAUUGAUGCACUUAUGGCUGAACUCAACACCUUACGGAAGGAGAAUAAACUACUCAAGGAAGCGGACAUACAACUUCGACGUACUGCUCUAUCAGAUACUUGUCUGAGUUCGGCUGCUGGUGGCGGUGCGGCCAUCGGACGACAAGGCGCGCUUGGAAUUUUGAAAUUGCUCUCUUAA